This is a messenger RNA of Anopheles aquasalis, 1664 nucleotides long. RefSeq lists its product as uncharacterized. Gene Ontology annotation, molecular function: serine hydrolase activity. Lineage: Eukaryota; Metazoa; Arthropoda; Insecta; Diptera; Culicidae. The record is from RefSeq and is a predicted model, not a curated record.
ACUGUUUGUUUGUUUCCAAAAGUACCCUCAAUUUCGUGAUAAAAUCUAUAAUCGUUGCAUUCCGUCGCGGUUGUUGCAGUGUUUUGGGCUUAUCUUUGGCGCUGCUUCGAAUCGAAUCACGUAUGGUUUGCUGUGAUCUUGACCGUACGGCUGCGAGUCCGUUGGAAUAGUAUUCCGUUUGUUUGCCUGGCGGUCGGUUCGGUUCGCGUGUCGGCACGGAGAGUCCUCUAAAUGUUACAACGCGCGUACCGUGGAGGUCAGGGAUUCCUUCCGUAUCAUCAUCAAGUGGAUUUUGUUAGGCGUUUUAAUCAUCAAAGUAGACAAGUACUUUACAGGUGUCUGAUUAAGCAGCAGAGUUCGGUGCGAGCUUUAAGCUAUUCUUCAAUUUGUCUUCAAAAGUCUUUCCAGUACUCGAGGAUGUUGGCAACACAAGCACAAAACGAUGGCCCACAAUCUACCAACCGAAAGGGACCGAUAAAGCUGGUAGCUUAUACAAAAAACAUCACAUUCUACACCGACGAAGGAAGGAAACCGUACGAAAAGGAUUCCAGCACUUUGAGGCUAGCGGAACCUCUCGAAAAACCGCUCGUCAUGAUAUUCGCGUGGCUCCAGGCGACCAGCAAACAUCUGGCCAAGUUCGCCGAGCUCUAUCUGGAGCAAGGAUUCGAGGUGCUGACCGUACACCUUACACCCUGGCAACUCCUGUGGCCAGUGUAUGGAUCGCAGAAGGUGGCCGAGGAUGUGGUCAAGUUCCUAUCGAACAACGAUCUGCCAGAGGGUGUCGUGCUGCACGGAUUCUCGGUUGGCGGUUAUCUGUGGGGCGAGUGUCUGGCGAAGUUACACGCCCAGCCCACAUCCGGUCACCGUACGUUGGAAAAGAUCGUUGGCCAGAUCUGGGACAGUGUGGCCGACAUAAAGGAAGUCCCGGUCGGAUUCUCUAACGCGUUACUACCGAAGAAUCCAAAGCUUCAAACCAUACUGCGGAAUUAUGCAUCCUAUCAUCUGAAGCUAUUCCACGAGGGAGCGACCCAGUACUACGAGCAUGGCACGAAUCUGUUCCAUCACGAACCAGCCCAAUGUCCGGCCUUGCUACUCAUCUCGAAAACGGACCCUGUCGGUACGGAAACGGCCAAUCGAAGACUUUGUGCUAUUUGGGAAUCUAUCGGUCUCAAGACGACGAUCAAGUGCUGGGAUAAGUCCCCUCAUGUGGGCCACUUCCACAAACACCGGGAGGAGUACGUGGAAUUACUGUUGACCCACCUUCGGUCACUUAAUCUGCCGAUGUACAACCGCAAAGCUAAGCUCUGAUGACGUGACGACAACCUCCCAUCCGGGUGCCGUAGUAAAGGGGCGCGCGCUCUGCGUCUGUGAUUAUCUGUGUGCCAGCGUGCAGAGGCAAAUUGAACGAUAACCGAAACAGCUGAUAAGAUGGAACAGGGGCUACGCACAACCUAGUCUAAUCGUUUUCAGGUGAUUCGGUUUCUUCUUUCACUGCGGUUGACCUUCGUGAUAAGUGGAAUGGAUUAACAGGGAUUGUUAUACAAUGCAUUGCGGUGUAAGUCUUCAAAACGUGUUACCUCUUUUUAUGUGAUAGUAACGUGGGUUUUGUGUGAAACUGAAAAUAUAUAAGGAUGUAUGUGCGAAUGCGACACAGUGCAAGUAAA